This is a messenger RNA of Vavraia culicis subsp. floridensis, 1878 nucleotides long. RefSeq lists its product as uncharacterized. The record is from RefSeq and is a predicted model, not a curated record. Lineage: Eukaryota; Fungi; Microsporidia; Pleistophoridae. The coding region runs from base 1 to 1857 and encodes 618 amino acids. The transcript has a single exon. Gene Ontology annotation, molecular function: ATP binding; ATP hydrolysis activity.
AUGGAACUCAAAUGGAUGAACGUGACAGUCGACGUAAAGAACAAGAACGAGCGGAGAAAAGAGAGAAGAGCACGAUUAGUUAACAAUGCGUGUGGUUGUGCCGCGCAGGGCCUGACAGCUGUUAUGGGACCGAGCGGAUGUGGGAAGACAACGUUUAUCACGACAUUGGCAGGACGAAUAUCAACCGGAACUAAAACAACCGGUUGCGUGCUCUACAAUGGACAGGAACGCGAAUUAAAAAAUUGGAUGGGCAGUAUGGGAUUCGUUGACCAGGAUGACAGUUUCUUUGAGAAGUUGACCGCCUACGAGACGGUGUAUUACGCAGCACAGUUCAGGCUGAAAGAAAAGAACGUGGAUAUAAGGAGUAGGAUCAUGCAGCUGUUUCGGAAACUGCGUAUCUGUGAUAUCAUGGACUGCAGAGUGCGGGUUCUUUCAGGCGGUGAGAGAAAAAGGGUGAUGAUAGCUGUUGAGCUUAUCACAGAUCCGCAGGUCAUAUUCCUGGACGAGCCCACCAGUGGGCUGGACAACGAUGUGGCGUUCAGCAUUGUAACACUGCUUAAAGAGUUGGCCAACGAGGGAAAGCUUAUAUUUAUGAGCAUACACCAGCCGGAUGAUCGUUUGGCUUUGCUCUUUGACAAAAUCAUUUUGAUGUCACGUGGCGAGAUCGUAACAGCAGGUACGAUGCAGGAGUGCAAUGAAUGUCUGCUGCAGCAGGGAUAUGCUCGAAAAGAAAAUACCACCUUCUCUUCGUUCGCAAUGGAGGUGCUUGGCAAUGCAUCGUGUGGGUACAAUGAGAGUAGCAUUGAUAACAAAUUGACCAGGUUGGCAGGUUCAUAUCGCAAGCAGUUCAACUGCGAGGGCAAGUACCAGAAUGUUAGAACGGGAAACGAUUUCUAUGUAGAUCUGAGUCCAAGCCUGAUGGAGAUCGGACUCCUGAUUCACAGGAAGUUUAACCUGGAUUUGUUCAGGAAGAAAACGCUUCUACUCUACGUCGUAACACUUGUGCUUAUGGCAAGCCUAUUUUACUUCGGAGGAGUAGAAACCGUAGUUAAUCAUAUGAUUUCAGAGCAAAAUACUUCUGAAUCAGUUGAUAAAUCGUUUGUGGUGGAAACAUUCAAAUGGUUUUGUGUGAAGAUCGCGCUAAGCCUAGGUUUCUUGCUUUGUAUAAUUCCAGCCGCUGUGUCUAACACAGUUUUUAGCAGCGAGAGGAGAGUAAUACAGAGGGAGAUAAACGUGCAAUCGUAUACGGUUACUUCGUACUACCUCUCAGUCCUGAUAUUUGAAUUGUGUUACAACUUUCCGCUGAUCCUGUGCUAUCUAACCGUUAUGUUGUUAAGAUUCUGUCCAAAGCCAAUGCUUGGUCUAUGCAUCAUCUGCCAAAUAUUGGAAUACUGGUUUGUUAUGUGCCUCGGUCUAAUGCUAAUAUCCGUGUUUCAUGGAGAAAAGAAAUCGCUCAUGUGCUCUGUUCUUGGUUUAAUUGUUCAUUUCUUAGCGGGUUUGUUCUCCUCUACUCUUUUGGUUGCGGAUAAGCAAGCUGGAGAUACUAAACCGUCCAAAAUGACCAUUGCUCUGUCCAUGCAUCCAAGCGCCAUAUUUAGGAGUUUCAUGAGAAUGAUGAUAGAUUCAAUUACCAACGCAAAUUUGAGGAAAAAACUACCACAAAACGCUUUUACGAUGAUUGGCAGGAAUUUUGAUCAAUUGCGUUAUUUUAAGUGUGCGAAUUUGAUUUAUUUAUCGAAACAUAUCUGUUUAGCGAUCGGUAUUAUAUCAAGCUUAGUGUUUGUGUUUCUCGGUAUUGUUUUCCAGUUGAGAUUGCUAUCACCGAAGAUAAGGAUGAAGUUGUGCCGAUCGAAUUAAACUUUAAUUUAAGUAUGAGUG